AUGCAACGCAAACGUGGAAGCUCGAAGAAGUACACCGCCAAGGGGCGAUCGCGCUACGUGGCAACUGAGGAAGAAAUCAUCGCACGGAAUGCUGGAGUUACAGCUGAAGAAUCUGGCGAGGAAUCACCAAGCGAGGAAGAAGAGGAGACACCGAGGCCGGUAGCUAAACCUUCAAGGCGCCCAGAGAGCUCAUCAAGUGGUUUCGAGAUUUGCAACCCUAACCGUAAUGCUAGGCCUGUCGAAAAGACUGGUAUUGUUGAGCUAUCCCGUCGUGAACGCGAAGAACUACAGCGCCAGAACUUUGAGAGGCAAAAAAUGACUCUCAUGGCUCAGGGAAAGCUCAAGUCGGCUCAGGCUGACCUCGCAAGGCUUGCCGAAAUCCGCAAACAGCGCGAGGCUGCCAUGGCUCGUAAAAUGGAGCAAAUGUCGCUAAAAGGAAAUCAGUGA
This is a messenger RNA of Babesia sp. Xinjiang, 447 nucleotides long. RefSeq lists its product as uncharacterized. Bases 1 to 447 code for a protein of 148 amino acids. Gene Ontology annotation, cellular component: cytosol. The transcript has 4 exons. The record is from RefSeq and is a predicted model, not a curated record. Lineage: Eukaryota; Apicomplexa; Aconoidasida; Piroplasmida; Babesiidae. Gene Ontology annotation, molecular function: RNA binding.